AUGUCAUUCAAAGCCGAGCCGCUUGAGAAGGACGAAGCGUUCUUCGACGAUGCGCAAUCGGGCGUCGUCACCAUCACCGGCAACGGACAGCGCGUCUAUUGGCUUGGAGUUCGCAGCAUCCAGAUAUACCCAUCUACAGACGAAAGCGCGGUCUAUAUUUGCAGGGAUAUUGACGGCCAAGCUGAGCUUGAAUUUCAAGAGGAGAUAUCCAGGGGAUUUGGUAUGAGGUGGUAUCAUCAAGAUGACGCUCUGCGUCUUUGGGGCUCGGAGGUCACUAUCCGCUCGGAACUGCUCGCUUCCCCGUAUAGCGGCGGAAAUCGUGUCUCCGAACGUUAUAGAUGA
Molecule: messenger RNA, 342 nt
Organism: Microdochium trichocladiopsis
Lineage: Eukaryota; Fungi; Ascomycota; Sordariomycetes; Xylariales; Microdochiaceae
Exons: 3
Coding region: 1-342 (113 amino acids)
Source: RefSeq, a predicted model, not a curated record